Culex pipiens pallens (northern house mosquito) is the source of this 1798-nucleotide messenger RNA. RefSeq lists its product as uncharacterized. The record is from RefSeq and is a predicted model, not a curated record. Bases 79 to 1740 code for a protein of 553 amino acids. The transcript is spliced from 5 exons. NCBI's taxonomy places the organism in Eukaryota, Metazoa, Arthropoda, Insecta, Diptera, Culicidae.
ACAGAUUUCUAAAAGUGUAUACCGGUAUACCGAAAUCGCGAUUUUGAAUUUGAUUUGAAUAAGUCGAUAGUCGACAAGAUGGCACAGAGACCUCCCCACAAUUUCACCGUUCUUCUACUGCGGAAGAAGGUACACACGAAAAGGGUGCCGAUAGCAAAAAGUAUUGAGGAGUUUUGCCGCAAUAAUCCGGACAAAACUCCGCUGAUUCUCGUCGAUCUGAUGCACAUUGAUCAGAUUCAAUUUGGAGAUCGCAAUGAAACCCGCUACCGGGACGUUUGCGGGCCCAAUUUGGGCCAGGUGGAGUCUUUCGAAUCCGUGUUCCGAUUCCUACAAAGCCGGCAGUGCCGGUUGGUGUUUUUCGUAGACGGUCCCGACAACCGUGACUUGCACGAGGCACAGUUUAGCGCGUAUUGGACUUGCCGCAAGGAUGAGCGUUACGGGCGGGACAUGGCGCUGAUCGAUGCACUGUUGGAACGGGAUGGAGAUUAUAGAGAGGGUUUGAAAGGCUUUCGACACAUUCCAACGGACCGGAUCCUGUUCGAUUCGAUUGUUUCGACGGCCAAGCAGUAUGGGGAUGUUGUUCACGGUUUGGAGAAUUCGCGUUUGAUGGAAAUGGCGCGAUACGUCGUUGACCAUCCGGAAACGCUGGCCGUGCUGGGCAAAUCCAGUUCGGUUCUGUUGACGGCAGACUCUCGAGAGCUUAAACUGUGGUACUUGCCGGAGUUUAAUGCCGAAACAAUGAUGGUGACCGAGCUGGACUCGGGUAAAGUCUGGGACGAGAUGGGCCUGCAGUCCAAGGAGAAGCGUCUGCUCAUGGUGGCCUUGCUUCCGGGGUCCUACGUUGGCAGCCAUGCAGCGAGCGAAGAUGUUCAUAAAACACAUGCAGUUGUCAAGAAACUUCCGGAAGUCGUUCGAGAGGAGCAGUACAAAGAUGUCGUCAGAAAACUGUUUGCGCGAACUGGUACAACGUGGGAACAGCUUAAGCUGGCCUGUGAAUUGUACGAUGUGAAUCAAAUCACACCUUCGGAACAAACGGACGAACGCCUAACGAGCUUCGCGUACGACAUCACCCACAACCGGACGUCGAUCAUCACGGUCAUGCUGAACGAUUACCGUUACUGGACGGAGCGCAGCGUGGACUUUUACCAGCUGUUUGUCCGUUUCUACGGUCGGUUGGCCGGAGUUGUGCUGAAGCGAAGCGGUGCUCCUACGGAAGAAGCGGUGCAGCGAAGGAUUUUCAUCAAACGAUCGCACGAGGACAAGUUUAAGCACGAGAUGAUCGACGUUGAGUUUCCCGACUUUGAUUUCGAAAGGGAGGGCAAAGACGAUUCCGUUACGGAGACAACCUUGGCCUGCUUGAAGUUUAUUCUGGAUUUCGAGGACAUGACGGCGAUUAGAGCGUUUGCCGACGAGGACAAAAACCGCUGGAAGUUGCUGGACUACGUGACCGUUCAGUUCAUGAUCAAGGAGCAAAUGAUCUCGGAGACAUUGGCCGCCACGAUCAUGACAGCGGUGGAUACCUCCUCCAGCGAGACGCCGGCACUCGUCUCCCGACUCGAUCUGGACGCGUUCCACGCCACCUUCAUGUACGUCCGCUGGCGGCAGUACGUCCGCGAGGCGCUCGUCAACGCUGGCUUUCCGGAUGCGUACGUUGACGACAUGUGCCGCCUGGACGGUUCUCGGUUGCAACUGUUGGUCCAGCAAGGCGGUUCGGAUGCAGGGCAGAACGCGCCAUCGUAACGAUCUACAAUCUACGAGGUUUAUUUUCAUCCAAUAAAAUCAAAUCGAAUUUGACGCG